CACCGCUUGGGAGAUAAUUUGCCCUAAUCGAUGGGAUUUAAUUCAUCGACAAUAUCGAUUCUAUUGUCGUUCACUCUUGGAUGCGGAUGAAAACGGUCAAAACACGAUCAUGCGAUUGAUGACGAGGUAUGCAAGAGAACAUCUUCAAGAUCCGAAUCGAAAUCAACAAUCAACAAAAGUUUCAGACCCUGAUCUAGAACUUCUACUAAAUGCUGUCACUCCACUCUUUUACUCAAGAAAUCCUUCAAUCAUCAUCUCAGCUACAAAUGUCUUCUUAUAUGUUGCACCCCUCACGAGAUUAGGGAGCAUUGUGGAUCCAUUGAUGAGACUCUUAUCACAAAGUGAAGUAGAACAAGACGAAGGGAAUUAUCUUGCGGUCUUGCAUCAGAUCUAUCAAAUUCUGAUCUCAGUUCCUGGACAAAUCUCAGGACUCUUUCGACAAUCUCUCUCAGAUUUCUUUAUUUCAUGUGCUAGUGAUUCUCGUUCGGUGAAAUUAAUUAAAUUGAAGAUCCUUACUAGCUUUGUUUCAUCUGGUUUAGAAGAUCAAGUCAAGAUCAUCAUCAAAGAAUUUAAAUUUUAUGUUAGAGAUUCAGAUCCUGUGUUUGUUGAAGAAGUGACUAAAUCGAUUGGACAUUUGGCUAUGAAUACGUUUGGUGAUGGUAGGAUUCAAGCUGUGAAAUUAUUGGUCCAACUUACAAAAGAAAGCGACUGUGCGCCUGUGAAUGAUUUAUCAUCAUCUCUUUAUGACUUCUGAUCUUAUUCACUUAGUAAGAUCCUUGAUUCAAUUUUAUACUG
Melampsora larici-populina 98AG31 is the source of this 795-nucleotide messenger RNA. RefSeq lists its product as uncharacterized. The transcript has a single exon. Bases 110 to 754 code for a protein of 214 amino acids. Gene Ontology annotation, cellular component: membrane coat. Gene Ontology annotation, biological process: intracellular protein transport; vesicle-mediated transport. The record is from RefSeq and is a predicted model, not a curated record. Lineage: Eukaryota; Fungi; Basidiomycota; Pucciniomycetes; Pucciniales; Melampsoraceae.